AUGACGCAGUGCAAAGCUUUAACAACACCAGACACGAUGUGGACCUUCUGUCCCUCCAUCGGCGCUGCGUACUUGUUUACCGUGCUCUUCGCCCUGACGACCCUCGCCCACCUUGCACAGGCGAUCCUGCAUCGAAAAUUCUACAGUUGGGUGAUCGUCAUGUCCGGUCUCAUUCAGACGGUGACCUACAUCUUUCGCAUCCUCAGCAUCCUCCAUCCAGCCAGCUACACCGACUACGCGGCGUGGUUUGUGCUGAUUCUUAUCGCACCCCUCUGGACCAACGCCUUCGUCUACAUGGUUAUGGGCCGUAUGGUGUGGAACUUCACCGACGACGCGCGGGUCUUACGCGUGCGACCCUGGCAUUUUGGUCUUUUCUUCGUGGCUCUAGACAUAAUUGCAUUCAUCGUCCAAGUCUACGGAGCCGCCCAAGCAGCCGGCAACAACGUCUCCUACAGCACGGAAAUGACGGGCUUACACAUAUACAUGGCCGGGGUCGGCGUGCAGCAGCUCUUCGUCCUCGUGUUCGUGGUCUGUGGCGUGGCCUUCCACCACAAGUUGCUCCAGCAGCGGCGCUCGGACGCGAAAAGGGCAUUGCUCUUACUCUAUGUGCUCUAUGCAUGUCUUGCCCUGAUUACGAUGCGGAUUAUCUUCCGGCUGUGUGAGUAUGCGCAGGGCCUCGACAGCGAGAUUCCCGCCCAUGAGGCGUACCAGUACUGCCUUGACUCUUUGCCGAUGCUGUUGGCACUUGUACUGCUCAAUGCGGUGCACCCCGGUCGGAUUAUGCCGGGCAAGGAGAGUGAUAUGCCGAGUCGGAAGCAGCGUAAGAAGACGGGUGUGACCAGUAAGAAGGAGAUGCCGAGUGAUGAUAUGGUUCGUUUUGGAGAGUGCUGA
This is a messenger RNA of Aspergillus aculeatinus CBS 121060, 891 nucleotides long. RefSeq names its product RTA1 domain-containing protein. Gene Ontology annotation, cellular component: membrane. The record is from RefSeq and is a predicted model, not a curated record. The transcript is spliced from 4 exons. NCBI's taxonomy places the organism in Eukaryota, Fungi, Ascomycota, Eurotiomycetes, Eurotiales, Aspergillaceae. The coding region runs from base 1 to 891 and encodes 296 amino acids.